AUGUUACACGUGGGAGCCCAUUGGGGAAGAGGAUCGACAUUCGACGAACGAACAGAUUAUCACUGGAAGGCUCGGACCGAACGACAUCACGCUGGUGGGAGCAAUGGGGUAAAAGGAUCAGCAUUCGACGAAGACAGAUUCCUGAGCUUGGACGUUACGACAUACGUCCUGGUGAUAGAGCCUGAGCAAAAUGGUGGGAGCAAUGGGGAAAACGGAUCACAUUCGGACGAAGACAGAUAUCCUGAAGCUCGGACGACGACAUCACGUCCUGGUGAUAGAGCCUGGACAAAAUGGUGGGAGCCAUGGGGAAGAGGAUCACAUUCGGACGAGGACAGAUAUCCUGAAGCUUGGACGACGACAUCACGUCCUGGUGAUAGAGCCUGGACAAAAUGGGUACCAGACUAUUACGAUUCUACAGAGCCUUCAAAUAAACCUUGCCCGAUGAAAUGA
Molecule: messenger RNA, 450 nt
Organism: Cooperia oncophora
Lineage: Eukaryota; Metazoa; Nematoda; Chromadorea; Rhabditida; Trichostrongylidae
Source: the annotation of a GenBank genome assembly